AUGGCGGAGCCGCGGAGUCCAGUGCACGGCACCGCAGCUACCGCCACCGUUUCGGAGAAAGAACCGUUUGGCAAGCUGCAGUCCCCCUCCGGGGAUCCGCCGAGCUCUCUGUCUGCCAAAAAGGUCCGGACCGAGGAGAAGAAGGUGCCGCGGAGAGUGAACGGAGAAGGGGGCAGCGGUGGGAACAGCAGGCAGCUGCCGCCGCCAGCGGUACUUUCGUCUCAGAGCUGUGGCAGCCCUGCGUGCUGGAGCUUCGCCCCUCUGUCUGCUGCCCCCUCCCCGUCUUCCUCUUCCCGUAGCAGCGUUUCUUUCUCCGCUGGCCCGGCCGCCCCUUCCUCAGCCUCCGCUUCCUCGUCUCAGCCGCUGCCGCGCAAAAUGCUGGUCCCUCCUACGCUGCUGCACGCUCAGCCCCACCACCUCCUGCUGCCGGCCGCCGCCUCCUCGGCUGCCGCCAAGCCGCGCAGACCCAAGGAGAAGAGGGAGAAGGAGAGGCGGAGGCACGGCCUCGGCGGGGCGGGCGAGGCCGUCGGGGCCGCCCGCGAGGAGAACGGGGAGGUGAAGGCGCUGCCGCGAGAUAAAAUCAAAGACAAAAUCAAAGAGAGAGACAAAGACAAAGAAAAAGAAAAAGAGAGAGAGAAGAAGAAGCAUAAAGUAAUGAAUGAGAUCAAGAAAGAGAAUGGAGAAGUAAAAAUUUUGUUGAAAGGUGGGAAGGAGAAACCAAAAACAAAUAUAGAAGAUUUACAAAUUAAAAAGGUAAAGAAGAAAAAGAAAAAGAAACAUAAAGAAAACGAAAAACGGAAACGUCCAAAAAUGUAUAGCAAAUCUAUUCAGACCAUCUGCUCAGGAUUGCUAUCUGAUGUUGAAGAUCAAGAAGCCAAAGGGAUCCUAAGUGAUAACAUAAAGGACUACAUUGGAAAGAAUUUGGAUACCAAGAACUCUGAUUCCAAAAUUCCAGAAAACAGUGAGUUUCCAUUUGUCUCAUUAAAGGAGCCACGGGUUCAGAAUAACCUCAGAAGGUUGGACACUUUGGAGUUCAAACAGCUCAUUCAUAUUGAGCACCAGCCUAAUGGAGGUGCAUCAGUUAUCCAUGCCUACAGUAAUGAGCUCUCCCAGUUGUCUCCUGUGGAGAUGGAGAGGUUUGCAGAAGAAUUUGUGGGACUGGUAUUCAGUGAAAAUGAAAACUCUGCAGCUUUUUAUGUAAUGGGUAUUGUUCAUGGGGCAGCUACUUAUUUACCUGACUUUUUAGACUACUUUUCAUUUAAUUUUCCCAAUUCACCAGUGAAAAUGGAGAUAUUAGGAAAGAAAGAUAUAGAGACAACAACUAUGUCCAAUUUUCAUGCUCAGGUAAAAAGAACAUAUUCUCAUGGUACUUACAGAGCUGGCCCAAUGAGACAGAUCAGCUUGGUGGGAGCAGUUGAUGAAGAAGUGGGAGAUUACUUCCCUGAGUUCCUUGACAUGUUGCAAGAUUCACCCUUUUUAAAAUGUACACUGCCAUGGGGGACACUAUCUAGCUUGAAAUUGGAGAAUCGAAAAGACAGUGAUGAUGGUCCCAUUAUGUGGGUACGGCCAGGAGAACAAAUGAUCCCUGUGGCUGAUAUGCCAAAGUCACCUUUCAAAAGGAAAAGAACUACCAAUGAAAUUAAAAACCUGCAGUACCUACCUCGAACCAGUGAACCCCGUGAGAUGCUCUUUGAAGACAGGACAAGAGCCCAUGCAGAUCACAUAGGACAAGGUUUUGAACGACAGACUACAGCCGCUGUGGGAGUGCUGAAGGCUGUUCACUGUGGAGAGUGGCCUGAUCAACCUCGAAUAACCAAAGAUGUAAUUUGUUUUCAUGCUGAAGAUUUCUUAGAAGUAGUUCAACGAAUGCAGUUAGAUUUACAUGAACCCCCACUGUCUCAGUGUGUCCAAUGGGUUGAUGACGCAAAGCUUAACCAAUUGAGGAGGGAAGGCAUCCGCUAUGCCAGGAUUCAGCUGUACGAUAAUGACAUUUAUUUUAUUCCGAGGAAUGUUGUGCAUCAGUUCAAGACGGUUUCAGCUGUUUGCAGUUUGGCGUGGCAUGUUCGUCUUAAGUUAUAUCACUCAGAGGACGACACUUCUCAGAAUACAGAACCAAGUACAUCGUCAAAUCUUACAUCAUCAGUUCUUGGACCUCAUACAGACAAUAUGACUUGUGCUAUAAGCAAAGCAUCCUUGGAUUCUGUUAUUUCAGAAAAAUUUCAUUCUAAAUACGAAUUACAGAAAAUUAAACAUGAACCUUUUGCAUCAGUAAGAAUCAAGGAAGAGCCAGUGAGUGUUAAUAUUUCUGAAAAGACUAGAGCAUCUAAUAAUAUGGAUGGCAAGAAUACUAAAGCAAAAUUGGAUCAUGUUCAAUUUACAGAAUUUAAGACUGAUAUGGACUCUAAGUUUGAAAAUAGAAACAAAGAUUUAAAGGAAGAAUUGUGUGCUGGAAGUCAUAUGAGUCUAGUUGAUACAAGGCAAGAAAGAAAAGAUAAUGACAUUUCGUGCUAAAUUUGUACAUAUCACUUAAGAUUUUUUUUUAAUUUAAUAAUGUAAUAAAGAUUCAUGAAUUCUAAAAGC
Molecule: messenger RNA, 2580 nt
Organism: Chrysochloris asiatica (Cape golden mole)
Lineage: Eukaryota; Metazoa; Chordata; Mammalia; Afrosoricida; Chrysochloridae
Gene: RSBN1L
Product: round spermatid basic protein 1-like
Exons: 8
Coding region: 1-2511 (836 amino acids)
Cellular component (GO): nucleus
Source: RefSeq, a predicted model, not a curated record